Molecule: messenger RNA, 3326 nt
Organism: Dendroctonus ponderosae (mountain pine beetle)
Lineage: Eukaryota; Metazoa; Arthropoda; Insecta; Coleoptera; Curculionidae
Product: DIS3-like exonuclease 2
Exons: 12
Coding region: 194-2569 (791 amino acids)
Biological process (GO): miRNA catabolic process; mRNA catabolic process
Cellular component (GO): exosome (RNase complex); P-body
Molecular function (GO): RNA binding; 3'-5'-RNA exonuclease activity
Source: RefSeq, a predicted model, not a curated record
UGUUUACACAUGUCAUUUGUCAUCAUCAAAAUCUAAGGUUAUGAACCGGGUGAAAACGAUUUCUUAUGUUAUGCCGAAUAUUGCUAACAAACAAAUUUAAUUGAGCUUAAUUGAGCGUACUGUUUUAAUAUUUGAAGUGUAUGUGUUGUUCUCGUAAUUUCUCAUCUCUCAUAAAUUCGAAAAGUAAGAAGAAAUGCAACACGAGGAAGCGGUCUCAGGAGGUGAAAACCAGACUUCUCAGCGUCUCUUUGAAUAUGUCGAUAAAGCUUUUCCACCUUUGGGAACUUUAGGCCGUAGAAAUGUGUCAAAGUCUAACAAUGCGGAUCAGAAAGGAGCUAAAAACAGGAACAAUGACAAUACAUCAGCCCCACAAAGUAAAAGAAACCGACGUCGUAAACGAAAAAGCAAAAAUAAGCCAGACGAACAGGUCCGUUCUUCAUCACCCAGAUCAAUCAAUUCAACAUCCCCAGAGUCGGUUACUCAUUCCAGUUUCAGUGAAAGUCAAUCAUCAACAUCUUUUCAAGCCUUAAAUGUUACCGAAGAAACGUCUCCAACAAAUCUUUUAGGAGUGCAAGGGGCUUCUUGUUCCGUUUUAAGUGAAAAUAUAUCUCCAGCACUUUCCCAAUCUUUGGAUGUUAGGCAAGAAAUGCCGGACUUAAACCCUCUGUGUCUGCAAGAUACUUCACCUAAUACUAGUCCAAAUGCUAAUCAACCUUCAACAUCUACUCAGUCUUCAGAUUCGUUGGAGACAGUUCCAAAGUCUCGAGAAGCAGACCAAAAGGGUGAACCAGUUGUUGAUGCAGGUUCUGUCACUUUUAGUAUUCAUGCUGUGAAAAACUCACAAACUGGACGAUUUUUCAAAGUGAGAAACAAAACCCACAAAUUCAUCAAUCUUAAGUCUUUCCUGGCUGACCAAUCACAAACAUGUGUAUUUGAAACAAAUUUAGGGUCAUUGUCUGCAUCGCUAGAAGCAUUGAAAUUAGAGUCAGGCUACCAAAAAAAACGCAAGUAUUAUGACAGUGUUGAUGUUACAAGUAAUAGUGAAGAUAAUACAGAUACAACAGAACAGAACACAAGGAAUGAAUCAUUCACUGAUGAAGUGCAAAAGUCUCCAACUCAAAAACAAGACAUUCCAUUUAAAAGCAAAGAAACGAGAAGAAGAGUCGGGAGGAAAGAGUAUAAGAGACAGCAAAUGUUGAAAAAGGCAGCCAAACUGAGAGAUGAAACAUUUCCUGAAACUUUAACUGCAGAAUCUGCAGAAGAAGGCGAGAAAUCAAGCGAUUUAGUUCGUGGUUUUAUUAGAAUAAACCAGAAAAACCCACGAGAUUCGUUUGUCAGUCAUGCUGACUCUACUCAGGCUGAUUAUUAUAUCAGGUCAGUUGCGGACCGAAAUAAGGCUUUGGAUGGAGACGAGGUUUUACUCAAACUCAAAGAAGACACAGAACUGUGCGAGGGCAAAAGAGUAGCAGUGGUUGUAUACAUCUCAAAAAAGAUUCAUCCUCGUAUAACAGUAGGAAAUUUGCAAAUGACGACACUCUCAGAUCAUGCUUUGUUUAUUCCAAGGGAUAAACGUAUGCCCAAUAUGUUAAUUCCUGAUACCACGUGGCCAAUUGGUUUCAAAGAUCACGUCAAAGAUUAUAAAGAUGUUCUUUUUGUGGCUAAACUGGUAAGGUGGUUGAAACCUAACAGAGCAAUAGGUUUUAUCACUGAAACCCUCGGACGGUCAGGCGAUUUACAGGUGGAAACAAUGGCUAUACUUAAAGAGUUUGCACUGGACAUCACGCCCUUUUCGCCUGAGAUGAUUCAACAUUUACCCAAAACUAAGGACAUUGCAGCUGAAGAGCUGGAAUACAGGGAAGAUAUAAGAAAGGAGUGUGUUUUUACCAUUGACCCAUUGACUGCUAGAGACUUGGACGACGCAGUUUCUGCUAAAAAGUUGCCAAAUGGACAUUACGAAAUUGGAGUUCAUAUUUCAGAUGCCAGCUACUAUUUACAUGAAGGUACACCAUUGGAUGAAAUGGUAAGUUCAAAAGCGACCACAAUAUACCUGGUAGAUUCGGUAUAUCAUAUGUUGCCUGUGGAACUUUGUCUACAUUGUUCACUGCUGCCUGGAGAUGAUAAACUUGCUUUUUCGGUGUUUUGGGAAAUGGACGAACAAGGUCAAAUUUAUAACACAAGAUUCGUCCGCACCAUUUUGAACUCUUGUGCGAAGCUAGCUUAUGAACACGCUCAGCAAAUGAUAGAGGAUCCGACAAGGAAAAUUGUAUCUUUAUUUAAGUUCUGUCAAGAUAAUCCACAUUGGACAGUGGAAGAUAUUCCUGUUUCUGAUCCAAGCGAGAAUUCAGAGAACCAUAAAAAAGUGUUUAGACUAAUCAUCGACUUUCCAGCAACCGCAGGAAGUCCUGAGCCUUCCAGAAUGGUCGUAGAAAUGUUUAGCGUAGUGAAAGUGAACCUUAUCAGGAUACCAAAUAGCUACAAGCUGGAGCCAUUCCUUAUUAGGCCAGUCAUGACAGCUGUUUAUAUGAAAAACUUUACCGCUCCAGCAGAAAGUACAAACUUAGAUAUUUAACAUUCUUCUUUACUAAGAAAUGCCACAGGAAUCAUAUUUUUUACUUUAUACCCCUGAAUUUAAAAAUAUAUUUUUUAAACGUACUCAUGUUCUGUGGUUGUGAUAAUGAUUGUUACAUUGUGAUUACGUCUUUAGACUAUAGAUCGUUUGAUUAUUUAAAAUAAGUCUUAAAGAGUUUUAUUUGACUCAAGUUUUUUAUUGCAAAUUGAGAAGGUUGGUUAUAAAUGUAAUUAUUCAGGCUACGCAUAUCACGACGUCAAUUGAAUUUUUUGAACUAAAGAAAAUAACGUAUUUAAUUUAAAAAACAGUAGCAACAAAUUGUAUUGUAAAGUACGUAUGUAAGUGUAAAGUGUAUCAGUAAAGGGGAAGUCAGGAAGCCAGUAGAGGCUUUAGUUAAGGUUUAGGUGAGAUACGCGAAAGUUAACGGACGCUCAUUCGAGUGCUGAAAGUCUUAGAUUUAUUUUGUUUUAUUUGAUUUUGAAUUGAAACAUAGUUAAUUGUGAGUUUUGAGGUAUGAACAUGUUACCGUAAACAUGUCUUAAUGUGUAAUUAUUGUCGAAAGAUGCUUUAAACAUAUCUUGAAAAACGACUCGGUAAAUAUAGUGGAACUCGUUUGCGUAAUAUGUUUUCAUUUUUGAAUGGAAUUGUAAAGUUUGAUUUUCCGUGUAUUUUAAGUGAGUAGACAGUAGUAAUUCACAGCUGUAAAGCUGUUGAAAUAAGUACAAUUACUAAAUAAAUUUUUAUAUUUAGUAGGAAA